UUUUCAUCAAGUAAAAAGGAGAGGAAGCUAGAAUGAAACAGUAACGGUGGUCCUUGUACAGUAAAAAUAACGGAAGAAGUAACGGAGGAAAGUAAGAGACCGACAGACGAAGAGAGAGAGAGAGAGAGAGAGCGCGCGCGAGUAAAAGCAGUCAGCUCCUCAGGCAGAGUCCCUGCAAGAUCAGAUACACCACCGGACCGGAAGUGGUUCGUCUUCUUCAAAUCCAACACAAUCCGAUUCGUAAACCUACCUCUUCUGUACUGUACGGAAAUCCACGGGUCAAAUUUGAUAAUUCCGUGUCGGUUCCCGAAUCUUCAAUCUCCAUUCCUAGGGUUUUAACUUCGGUCCCGGACAAAUUUAUAGCUCUUGGAUUGAUUUCUGCCGAUUUAGGGAUUCAUAGCGUGUUUUUGGUUGGAUUUCGGAUCCGAGCCUUAUUGCGGAGAGGGUAGCGAUUGGGUAUGAGCCAUUGGGAUGCCUGAGAACGGUGGUUCAGGGCAGGUUCAGGAAGGUUUUGCAGCUGUGGCACAGGGAGAUCAAGGGAUUCAAAGCAGCCAAAUUGCAAAUGGGUUAGCCGAAGAUUCAAAAGCAAUUCACGAUGACGUCGUUGGGCUAGUGAAUCAGGAAUUAGGCUCCGUGCCACCGGUAACGGUCCCGGUAGAAGAUGAUAACAGUGUUUCGGGAGAUAACGGGAAAGUGACAGAGGAGUCGGGGAAAGAGGAGUUCGUUGAUUGCUCGGACGAUUACGCCAUGGAUGAGGUGGAACGCCUGCGUGCUUUACUGGAAAGCACGGUUGACGAGUUACUGGAAAGCACAGUUGACGAGAAAGAAAGUUUUGCGUUCCAAUUCGAGGAAGAAAGGGAGGCUUUUGCCAGAGAAGUUGCUACUCUUCGGUUACAGCUGAAGGCUCUCACUGAUCAACAUGCAUCGCUUGGUGAAAGUGGUAAUUUUAUUCAUGAGGCAGAAAGUGGGGAAAAUUAUAACGGUACUGGUACCCGGUGGAGUGAAUUGAUGAACGAGUGUUCUGGGCUUGUUAAAACGGCUUUAGAAAAAAAACUGCAGACUGAGGCCACGGUAAGGGAGUUUGAUGGAUUUGUGUUUAAGAAGGAUCAAGAAAUUGAGGAACUAAAUGCGAAGGUCAAUGAAUUUUCAGUAUUGAAUGAUGUUGUCGCAAUUUUUUUGAAUUCUGCUCAGAGGUCUGUGGAAGUAUCAUCUGAGGCUCAGAUUGAGAAGGAUGCACAUUUUGAAGUUGUAACAAACAGGAUGUUGGCUUCCCUUAGGGGUGUAAUUAACCAACAAGAAAUGGUGGAUGGUUCUUUUGGUGGAAAAUUAGUACAUGUUGAGGAAGGCACUUCUAUGCUAAUUGAGAAGUUCACCCAGAUGCUUUCUGAAAUUGAACAACUUAGACAGUGUUUGCCGGAGGCCAGGGAAGAUCUUAGUUCGCAGGAGUUAGGGGGGAUUUUUGCUACUGUCCGUAAUGAGUUACUUGUGCUCAAAAGAAAGGAAGCAGAGUUUGUUGAAAGAUUGAGCCAUCUAGAAGAUGAAAAUAGGAAAUUGAUUGAAGAACUUGACAAUCAAAAAGGGAUUGUUGAGACAGUGAGUGAAGAUCUAGGAAAAACAAAAAUGGAGCUGGAGCAGGAGAAGAAUAGGUGCGCUAAUACAAGAGAGAAGCUUACUAUGGCUGUGACAAAAGGAAAGGCAUUGGUACAGCAAAGGGACUCAUUGAAGCAGUCCCUUGCUGAAAAGAUGAGUGAGCUUGAGAAGUGUUUCAUUGAAUUGCAAGAGAAAUCAAAUGCACUUGAAGCUGCUGAAUUAAGCAAGGAGGAAUUACUUAGAAAUGAAAAUUCGGUUGCAUCACUGCAAGAAAUACUAUACCAAAAAAAUGUAAUUCUUGAAAAUUUUGAGGAAAUUUUGUCUCAGACUGGUGUACCUGAAGAACUUCAAUCUAUGGAUGUGCUAGAGAGACUUCGAUGGCUUAUGGAUGAAAAUGGUAAACUCAAGGCCAUUUCCCUGGAAUUCCAAAGCUUGAAGGCGGCUAUGUAUGCAAUUGACCUACCAGAAGUUAUUUCAUCUUCUAACUUAGAGUCUCAAGUACAUUGGCUUAGGGAAUCAUUUUCUCAGGCCAAAGAUGAAGUGAUCAUGUUGCGUGAUGAAAUUACUGCAACUAAGGAAGUGGCACGGAAAAAUAUCGACCAAUUAACCGAUUCACUUUCAGCUGAAUUGCAGGCAAAGGAAUAUCUCCAAGCAGAGCUGGACACUCUGACAUCUGAAUACCAAGAUAUUGUCAAGAAAGAGCAACUGGUUUCUUUAGAGAAGGCUGAGAUGAUCAGGAUGUUACUUGAUGCCUCUGGAGUUGUGGUGGACAAUGAAGAGGUUUAUCAGCCUUCAUUGGACAAUGUCUUGCUCAUUGACAGAUGCAUUGGCAAGAUAAAAGAACAGAGUAGUGCCUUACUUGAUUCUCCAAAGGUUGAUGCUGAGUUGUUUGAAACAAUUCAAAGCCACCUGUAUGUAAGGGAUCAGAAGUUGAUGCUGUAUGAGAAUAUGCUAGAAGAGGAGAUGCUGGUGAGGUCAGAGGUGAAUAAUCUGUCAAAUAAGUUCCAGGCAGUAUCUCAAAAACUUGUAGCAUUGGAAGAGGAAAAAGGGUCCCUGCAGAAAGAUGUUGAACGAUCAGAGGAGAAAAAUACUGUGCUAAGGGAGAAGUUGUCCAUGGCAGUCAAGAAAGGUAAGGGACUGGUUCAAGACCGGGAAAACUUGAAACAUCUUUUGGAUGAAAAGAACUCGGAAAUUGAGAAGUUAAGGCAUGAAUUACAGCAGCAACAAUCUGCACUUGCUGAAUGCAGGGAUAAGAUAGGUAGUUUGUCUACUGAUGUAGACCGCAUCACAAAGUUAGAUGCUGAUCUUGUUUCUAUGAAGGAACAACGGGAUCAACUUGAACAGUUCUUACUGGAGAGCAAUAACAUGUUACUGAGACUAAUUGAAUCUAUUGAUGCCAUUGUUCUUCCUAUUGAGUCAGAUUUUGAAGAGCCUGUGGGGAAGGUAAACUGGCUUGCAGGGUACAUGAAUGAAUGUCAAGAUGCCAAGGCAAACGCACAGCAAGAGUUGGGGAUAGUAAAAGAGGAAGCCAGUAAUCUGGCUGCUAAGUUAGCAGAAGCCCACUCAACCAUAAAAUCUCUGGAAGAUGAAUUGUCAGUUGCAAAGAAUGAUAUAUCUCAACUUGCUGAAGAAAAGAGGGAAAUAGAAGUGGAUAAGACCAAUGUUGAAAAAGAGUUAGAGAAAGCAAUUGAAGAAGCUAUGGCCCAGGCUAGCAAGUUUGGUGAGGUUUGUGCAUCUAAAAAGUCACUGGAAGAGGCAUUGUCACUUGCAGAAAAUAAUGUAUCUGUGCUUGUCAGUGAAAAAGAAGGGGCUUUGGUCAGUAGAGCUACUGCAGAAACAGAGCUAGAGAAAGUGAAAGAGGAAGUUGAUAUUCAGACAAGCAAAUUAACAGAGGCCUACAAGACCAUAAAGUUACUCGAAGAUUCCCUAUCGCAGGCACAGGCCAAUGUUUCUUUACUUACUGAACAAAACAAUGAUUUUCAAAUUGGUAGAACCGAUUUAGAGGUUGAGCUAAAGAAACUCCAAGAGGAAGCUGGGUUCCAUGAUAACAAGCUAGCAGAUGCCCGUGCAACCAUAAAAUCACUGGAAGAUGCAUUGCUGAAGGCAGGGAAUGAUAUUACUGUACUUGAAGGUGGAAAGAAAAAUGCUGAAGAGGAAAUAUUAACACUUAAUUCCAAGUUAAAUGCAUGCAUGGAAGAGUUGUCUGGAACUAAUGGCAGCAUAGAAAGCAGGUCCAUAGAGUUCAGUGGUGACCUUCAAAAACUUCAACUCUUAAUGAAGGAUGAGACUCUGUUGUCCACUAUGAAAAGAUGUUUUGGGAAGAGAUUUGAGAGCCUGAAAGAUAUGGAUCUGAUUCUUAAAAAUAUAUCGGACCAUUGUGUUUCCAUGGGUUUAGAAGAAUUGCAAAGACACCAAGUAUUGGAGGAGGAUUCAUAUGUGACAAAAUCUCUCUCAGAAUGUCUUGACAGUAUUUCCAGUGUUGAAAAGGAUAAUGGUGAGAACAAUGUUACAGAUGUCGAAGAUGUGUCUUCAUGUUGGAAGAAGACGGUGGAAAGGUUCCAGUUGCGAAACAAUAUUCUUGCAGAAAAUUUUGAACGCUUCUCUUUUUCUACAGAUGAGUGUGUUGCAACUCUAUUGAGAAAAUUAAAGGCAAUAAGGGAUGAAAUAGUAACUGUGGUUGAGCACACGGAAUCUUUUAAACAAAAGGCAAAUAAUCUGGAAAUAUAUAAACAAGAACAGGAGAAUACAAUAGCCAUUUUAGAAAAUGAUCUCAAGUCUCUACUCUCUGCAUGUACUGAUGCUACCAGAGAACUUCAGUUUGAAGUCAAGAACAAUUUACUUGAAUUGAGCUCUGUUCCUGAGCUUGAAGAUUUAAGACAUUAUUUGUCCCCAGAAAGAGGAGUAAUUGCUGGAGAGGGCACAGAAACACAUGAGCAAGCUCUAGACGGCAGCAAAUAUGGAAAAACAGCAGAAAUGUUGUCAGUUUCUAUUAGAAAAGUUAAAGCUUUGAUUAAACAGUUUGAGAGCACAAGUGAAGUGGCAGCCUCUACAAUUGAAGAUUUGCAGAAUAAACUGACCGAAGCUAGGUCAUCUUCUGAAAAAGCCAUGGAAGAAAGGGAUCUAGGAAAAAAUAGGAUUUCCAAGUUGGAUGCUGAUAUAGAAGCAUUACAGAAUAAACUAGCUGAAGCUAGGACAACUUCUGAAAAAGCCAUGGAAGAAAGGGAUCUAGGACAAAAUAGGAUUUCCAAGUUGGAUGCUGAUAUAGAAGCAUUACAGAAUUCAUGCAGCAAGCUGACGCUUAGACUAGAGGAUUAUCAAGCAAAAGAGGAUAAGUUUAAGGAAAAGGAAGCAGAAGCUCAAAUCCUGUACAAUACUUUGCUAAUGAAAGAACAAGAGGCUGAAGACUCCCUCCUGUCAGCAUCUGAAGUCAAAACCCUCUUUGACAAGAUCAGAGGGAUUGAAAUCCCUAUGCCAGAGUCAGAAGUAGGAAAUUUGGAGCUGCAUGAUUCAGCUCAUGUAAAGAAGCUCUUUUAUGUUAUUGAUAAUAUUAUUAACCUUCAGAAUCAGAUAAGCUUUUUGUCUCAUGAAAAAGAGGAACUGCAGUCAACUCUUGGGACUAGGAUGCUUGAAAUUGGACAACUGAAGGAGGAGGUUGAACAUUAUGACAGAGAUAGAAAAGAUACAGAGAAGAUGAAAAGCGAACUGUCUGUGCUCAUAUAUAGUUUGGAAAAAAUUAUAGAUAUGUCGGGAGGUAAUGAUUUAGUUGGAGAUCAGAAAUCUUCUGGUGUGAUGGGACUUCUAUCAGUAUUAGAGAAGCAGGUUAUGGCUUUACAAUUGGAGUCUGAAAAUUCAAAAUCAAAAGCCCAGGAACUUGGUACUAAGUUGGUUGAGAGCCAAAAGUUUGUGGAGGAAUUAUCAACCAAGGUUAAUGUACUUCAAGAUUCACAUCAAGUAAGGCCUGCUCAGCAAGAGAUUGUUCAGGAAAGGAGCAUCUUUGAAGCACCUUCAUUGCCUACUGGUUCCGAGAUAUCUGAAAUUGAAGAUGUGGGGCCAGUUGGAAAGAACACGAUAUCUUCCGUACCAUCUGCAGCUCAUGUGAGAACCAUGCGGAAGGGUUCAACUGACCAUCUCACAAUUGAUAUUGGUUCUGAAUCUACGCAUUUAAUCAACAGUGCAGAAACUGACGAGGACAAAGGUCAUGUAUUCACGUCUCUCAAUGCAUCUGGUCUCAUUCCAAGACAAGGAAAGUUGAUUGCAGAUCGAAUUGAUGGAAUUUGGGUAUCUGGUGGUCGAGUUUUGAUGAGUCGGCCAAGGGCAAGGCUAGGCCUUAUUGCCUACUGGCUCUUCUUGCAUCUGUGGCUGCUGGGAACCAUUUUGUAACCAAGUCUGAUUGUUUCUCAUUUUGGGUCUGCAAGCAAAAUGUAUCAUAGCCUUUUUGUCAUUCUUCUCUUUCGCUUUGCAUAUAUGUCCCGUCCCCAAGUUAAUUCUCUGCAAUCACAUUUUUAGGUUGCAGAGGAUCAAAUGGCUCUAUGGCCGUGGAAUUAUUAUUAUUAUUAUUUUUUCCACUUUUGUCAGUUAUUUGUUUUGUUUAAUCGUAGUUUGAUAUAUGACAGAUGAACCAGAAAUCUUUGUAGUGAAUCUAGCGACAGUACUUUCAA
Molecule: messenger RNA, 6248 nt
Organism: Prunus avium (sweet cherry)
Lineage: Eukaryota; Viridiplantae; Streptophyta; Magnoliopsida; Rosales; Rosaceae
Gene: TNO1
Product: TGN-related, localized SYP41 interacting protein
Source: RefSeq, a predicted model, not a curated record